Molecule: messenger RNA, 1447 nt
Organism: Lolium rigidum
Lineage: Eukaryota; Viridiplantae; Streptophyta; Magnoliopsida; Poales; Poaceae
Product: leucine-rich repeat extensin-like protein 4
Exons: 1
Coding region: 140-1447 (435 amino acids)
Molecular function (GO): protein binding
Source: RefSeq, a predicted model, not a curated record
CACCACCCUCAACACUGUCCCUAGAUUCGGGGAUCACACAUGACACGCCGACACUGAAAGAAGCACACUCCUUGGCCACAAGAACGUACUCCAAGGAGAAGGAGGUGAAGAAUAAUUAAGCCAACCCCAUACAGAAGCCAUGGGGCUCCGACAUUUCCAUCCUCUCGCAAUGCUCCGUGUAGAUGCUGUCGCCGUCGCCGUCGUCCUGCUGCUGCUUCUGUCCUCCCCGUCCCCGACCUCCCAGCUCAGCUUCAGCGCCACAUUUGGCCCCUGGAUCAAUGGCGCCUCGCCACCGCCGUCUCCUCCCAGCCCCGCCUUGACGCAGAGCAACGGCGGGCAAGAGUACGCGGCUCUGCAGGCGCUGAAGGCGGCCAUCUCCGAUGACCCCCACGGCGCGCUGUCGUCGUGGCAGGGUUCCAACGUUUGCGCCUACAAGGGCGUCUACUGCUCGGCGCCGCCCCCCGGCGCGGCGGCGGCGGGCGCGGUGGUCGCGGGCAUUGACCUCAACCACGCGAGCCUGAAGGGCACGCUCCCGGCCGCCGUGUCGCUUCUUGCCCACCUCACGUUCAUCCACCUCAACAGCAACCGCCUCGGCGGCGCCGUCCCGGACACGCUCGGUGACCUGCAGUACCUCACGGAGCUCGACCUGAGCAACAACCUCUUCUCCGGUCCCUUCCCCGCGUCCACAUUGCUGAUCCCGUCGCUGGUGUACCUGGACCUGCGGUUCAACGGCUUCUCCGGCGAGCUCCCCGAGGAGGUGUUCGCCAAGAACCUGGACGCGGUGUUCCUGAACAACAACCAGUUCGAGGGGUCGAUCCCGGAGACGCUGUGGUCGUCUCCGGCAACGGUGAUCACGCUGGCGAACAACCGUCUAACGGGCCCCGUCCCGACGUCGUACAGCUACGGCGGCGGGGGCGGGCGGCUCCGUGAGGUGCUGUUCCUGAACAACCGGCUGACGGGGUGCGUCCCGGAGGCGCUGGGGUUCCUGCCGUGCAUCGAGGUGCUGGACCUGAGCAGCAACCUGCUGUCGGGGCACCUGCCGAGCACGCUGUCGUGCCUGUCGGGCAUCGAGGUGCUCAACAUCGCGCACAACCAGCUGACGGGGGAGCUCCCGGAGCUGGUGUGCGAGCUGCGGCGGAUCACGAACCUGUCCGUGGCCUUCAACUUCUUCUCCGGGAUCAGCCAGGGCUGCGACGCGCUGGCGGGGCGCAGCGUGUUCGACUUCGCGGGCAACUGCGUGCCGGGGCGGGGCAUGCAGCGGCCGCAGCCCGAGUGCGACGGCGCGCCGGGGGACGCCGGGCUCAGCUGCCUGCGCAUCCCGGGGUCGCGCCCCGUGGCCUGCGCCGAGGCCGCCGUGUCGUUCGGCGUCGGCGCCACGUUCGGGGGCGCGCUGCCGUUCGGGCUCUCCGGAGGCGCCGGCGUCGGGGUCACGGUCACCGUGCCGUGA